Messenger RNA from Myotis davidii, 3462 nucleotides. RefSeq names its product neuronal differentiation 4 (gene NEUROD4). The transcript is spliced from 2 exons. The record is from RefSeq and is a predicted model, not a curated record. Gene Ontology annotation, molecular function: protein dimerization activity. Gene Ontology annotation, biological process: nervous system development; regulation of DNA-templated transcription. NCBI's taxonomy places the organism in Eukaryota, Metazoa, Chordata, Mammalia, Chiroptera, Vespertilionidae. Bases 327 to 1322 code for a protein of 331 amino acids.
CGCAGGAGCUGCCCAGGGGCUGUGGUCCUGAAAGCUCCAGUCCGGGAACUGACCAGGGAGAGGAGGUACUGAAGACCGACUAAACCUGCUGCAGCGGGAGCUUCGGCCCCAAGAGCUCCAAGGAAGGAGUAAAACAAUUAGCAGCCAGAGAAACCAGACCUGGUGGCACUCCCAAGAGGCAGUGUCCGGGUUUAACAUGGAUCGAUAAAAGCAUCUCCUUCUCCUGUGACCUGGACGGUCAGGGAAACGUGGCUUCUCUGAGUCUCCUCCAGGGCACAGAUUCACAGAGUUCAGGCCAGGCACUGCGACUGCCAAAGAAUCUAGAAAUGGCAAAAACUUAUGUGAAACCCAAGGAGAUGAUAGAGUUGGUCAACACACCAUCUUGGAUAGACAAAGGUCUGGGUUCUCAGAAUGAGAUGAAGGAGGAGGAGAGAAGACCAGCUGCUUAUGGGGUGCUUGGAAGCUUAGCUGAAGAGCAUGACAGUAUUGAGGAAGAAGAAGAGGAGGAAGAGGAUGGGGAGAAGCCUAAGAGAAGAGGUCCCAAGAAAAAGAAGAUGACAAAAGCUCGCCUGGAGAGGUUCAAGGCUCGAAGAGUCAAGGCCAAUGCUAGAGAACGGACCCGGAUGCAUGGCCUGAAUGAUGCCUUGGACAACCUGAGGAAAGUCAUGCCGUGUUACUCUAAGACCCAAAAGCUCUCCAAGAUAGAAACUCUUAGACUGGCUAGGAACUAUAUUUGGGCUUUGUCUGAGGUCCUGGAAACUGGCCAAACACCUGAAGGGAAGGGUUUUGUGGAGAUGCUCUGUAAAGGGCUCUCUCAGCCCACAAGCAAUCUGGUGGCUGGAUGCCUCCAAUUGGGUCCUCAGUCUGUUCUCCUGGAGAAGCAUGAAGAGAAAUCUCCUGUUUGUGACUCUGCCAUUUCUGUCCACAACUUCAACUACCAGUCUCCCGGGCUCCCCAGCCCUCCAUAUGGCCAUAUGGAAACACAUUUUAUUAAUCUCAAACCCCCAGUGUUCAAGAGUUUGGGAGAAUCAUCCUUUGGGAGUCAUCCACCUGACUGCAGUACACCACCUUAUGAAGGCCCACUCACUCCACCCCUGAGUAUCAGUGGGAACUUCUCCUUGAAGCAAGAUGGCUCUCCUGAUCUGGAUAAAUCCUACAGCUUCAUGCCACAUUAUCCCUCUGCAAAUAUCAGCUCAGGGCAUAUGCACACAACUCCCUUUCAGGCUGGUACCCUUCGCUAUGAUAUUCCCAUAGAUGUGUCCUAUGACUCCUACCCCCACCAUGGCAUUGGGGCUCAACUCAAUACAAUCUUCACUGAGUAGAGCAGUAAGAUCAGAAUUUCAGAGGGUGAUGUGGCGAUGCUAUCUAUAAUUCAAAUGGUUGAGCUGAAGAUUCAAUGACCUUAAAGGAAUCCUUUAGAUACAUAUCAAAUACAUUAGUGCCAGUCCAUUUAGGUCCUCCUACAUCUGUCACUCUUUAUUCUCAUCAACUUCUCAAAAUGUAUUGAUUUCUUUAUUUAGGGUCCUCAAGAAAAUUAUUUGAUUGUUUACAAUCACGUGGAAAUAGAACAGAAGCCCUAGGUCCUAUUCUGGUGGGGCCAAUAACUUAUUGAAUGAUCUAUGUCAAUUAAUUUUCCGUUUCUGGACUCUUUUUACUUACUGGUAAAAUCAGAAAAAUUAUUCUAAAUCUAGAUGACUUUUAAAGUCCUUUGCAGUUCUGAAAUUCUUUAACUUUGGUGACUACUUUUAUAAAUUUCUUGAAACUGAAAGGACAGAGGAAUGGUAGGAUGGACACUACAUGUCAAUGAUCAAACAGAGUUGCCAAAGGAGCACCAGGUGCAUGACUCUCGGGGACUUAAUGAUUGGGCUUCUUUGCAUCUAGAAAUAGCCUCCAGAGGCUAAAAUUCUAAGUUGGUUGUCUCCGUGAAUAACAAACCAUAUUCUUGCUGGGUUGAAAGCUGAACAUAACUUCCUUGAUUCUUGAUAACAUUUCAAAAGCACUUUUAUUAGUAGUAGAGAUAGGGCAAUCUAAUCAUUGAAACCUCAGAUUCCUAUGACAAAUGGGACUUAGAAAAGUCAUGUAGACCAUUUCAUGGCAUCCAUAACUAGAGGGCUCUGGAAAUUCUGAUGAAGCUCAGUUCCUGUUAUUGGAAUAAGCAAACAACACAGGUCACAUUCAAGAGCAAUAAAUUGGCUAUUGGCUAUACUAACUAUAGCUGUAUAAUAGUUCUCAGACUCUCUCUAGUCCACAACUGCCCAUAGGGAAACCACUAGAUUUUUUUUGGCACAAUAAGUUUUGUUUGUUUGUUUUGUUAAAGAAAACAUGUUUAAAAUCACUGACCUCUGUCCACACCAAUAUCAUAUUUUCUGGAAGCACAAGCACCAAUCAAUUUAUUGACCAAACUUGAAUUUUCCCAACAUAUAUAUAAUUCUGUGUCUCCUCCCCACUAAUUGUUACCUCUUCCUCACUUUAAAAUAUAUAUUAUUACAUAUUGUAGAUAACAUUUAGAGUAAUCAGACUUAAAGAUGCAGACAUUAAAUCCAAGGUCAGGGAAUGCUUUUACCAAUCUAUGUCUGCAUUACAGUUUAUCCCAAUUCACAGGAUGUUUAUUUUUCUUCAUAUAACUCCUUUUUCCUUUAUAUCAGCACUAUUUUGUCAAAUGUAUCUUUUUUUUUAGAGAAAUGUGAUCUGAGAAAUGUUACUGUCCUGGUCAAUCUGCAGGGGAAAUUAUUUAAAAUAAACCAAAAGCAGAUCACAUUCUUUUUCUGCCAGAGAGGAUAUGCUUAGGGUGCAUAGUACACAAUUAGGGCCAAAGAAUAAAAGUGGUAAGGCAGACUAGUGUGUCAUUUUCUACAGCUUAGCCAUCCCCUAAAACCUGCCAAACUACCUGUGUGUUUUGUCUUUCUUACCCUCUUAUUUAUUAUCUCCUUGCAGUCUAAGUUAUUUUCUUUCCAUUUUGCUUGCAACAGCAACCCUGCUGGAUUUUACAUGCUCGGUUGGUAAAUCCACUUUGGUUGGCAUCCAAAGCCACCCUAUGUGUUUUGAGUCUGUAUUGGCACUUAUCUUCGUAAGAGGUAGUGGGGGAUCUAUCCUUGAAGCUGGAAUUUUAUGGCAUUUAAGUUUGUAGAUAAUGAAUGUUGUCUGAGUUAUUUAUUAGAUAUUAUUUAUUUAAUUUAUUUCUCCUUCCUUUCAUGCAAACUCCCUAGGUUCCAUACACGUGCUUGCAAAAUCUCCUUAAGGCUUCAUUUGGAAAAGAGCUCACAACUUUGCUGGGAAUUUCUGAGUUUGGGAUGAGAGAAAAAGGAGGAAGUUAGUGCAGAAUUACCUGCAGUGACAUUUUUAAAAUAAAAAGCAGCAAUAAUUUGAAUGGCUAUGCAAGUUGAUAUUUUUAGAUUACAGUGGGGCCUUGACUUACCAGUGUCCUGACUAACGAGUUUUUUGAGAUACCAGCUGUCUCUCAGC